Molecule: messenger RNA, 2901 nt
Organism: Brenthis ino (lesser marbled fritillary)
Lineage: Eukaryota; Metazoa; Arthropoda; Insecta; Lepidoptera; Nymphalidae
Source: the annotation of a GenBank genome assembly
AUGACUUCCAAUGAAGGCAGAGCUCAAUCAAACUUGCAUCAGCAAGAUUUAUCUAAGCUAGAUGUCACAAAAUUAUCCGCUUUAUCACCUGAAGUGAUAUCUAGACAAGCUACCAUCAACAUUGGUACAAUUGGCCAUGUAGCCCAUGGAAAAUCUACUGUGGUUAAAGCUAUAUCUGGUGUACAGACCGUUAGAUUCAAGAAUGAACUGGAAAGAAAUAUUACAAUUAAAUUAGAGCGCCUGGCUGACUCAGUUAUAAACAUGUUUCGUGACAGAGCUGACGAAAGAGAUGAAAAAUUAUUUUGUGAAAAAUUAAGAAAAGCAAGAAAGAGAUCAGUGCAAUCUGAUUCAGAUUUAACACCCCAUAAAAUAACAAGCAAAAAACGAAGGACACAAAAACAAGAACCGGGAGACUAUAUCAUAGAAAAAAUUCUUGAUUUUAAGUUUGAAUCUGGUAAAGAAAAAUUUUAUAUAAAAUGGAAAGGUUGGGAUGAUAGUGAAAACACAUGGGAACCUAUAGAAAAUCUAGAUAAUUGCCCUGAAAUUUUAAAGGAGUUUUUAAUAAAUGAAGAGGUAAAACAUUGCCAUCAAAUGGAGAAACUUAAAGAGGAAAUAUCUUUUGAUAAUUUACUUAGGGAAGAUAACCUUGUUAGUAGGCUUGAUGAAUUUGAAGAAUUAGAUCUUCCUAAACUAAAGGAAGAUCUUAUACUAAAAUUGCUUUGUAUGAUUCAUCUUAAAGAAUCUGAAGAACUUUAUGCAUCUGAACUUGUUGAAGACACUAGAAACAUUUUACAGCUAUAUAAUAUGUGCAGAAAACGAUGUCAACAACUUAUGGCUUUAAAGAAUUGGGAGGAGUACCUUAAUCGAGUUGAUAAAUGUAAGAAGUUAAAUGUUGAAAAUAAUGUUGAUUUAACUGGUCCACCAGAAAAUUUUACUUACAUAAAUGAAUCAAUCCCUGGAGCUGGUGUUGUUAUUCCUAAUGAACCACCAAUCGGAUGUGAAUGUGAAGCUUGUAAUUGUCGAUCUAAAUCUUGUUGUGGAAUGCAGGCAGGCCUGUUUGCAUAUACAGUAAACAAGCGGCUUAGAGUGGCAUCUGGUACCCCAGUAUAUGAGUGCAAUAAGGCUUGCAAAUGUUCAUCUGAAUGCAAUAAUCGUGUUGUCCAAAAAGGACGCAAUGUAAAGCUCACAAUAUUCAGAACAUCUAAUGGAUGCGGUUGGGGGGUGAAAACUGAACAAAAAAUUAAGCAAGGUCAAUUCUUGUGCCAAUAUGUCGGUGAAGUUAUAACUUUUGAAGAAGCAGAGAAAAGAGGACGAGAGUAUGAUGCAAAUGGGUUGACAUACUUGUUUGACUUAGAUUUUAACUCUGUAGAAAACCCUUAUGUUGUGGACGCUUGCAAUUUAGGCAAUGUAUCCCAUUUCAUAAAUCAUUCAUGUGAUCCAAAUAUGGGGGUAUGGGCCGUAUGGGCAGAUUGCUUGGAUCCUAAUUUGCCAAUGCUGGCGUUAUUUGCAACACGAGAUAUUGAGGCAGGGGAGGAGAUCUCUUUUGAUUAUCUUCAGAAAUCUUCAGAUAAUGAUGAAGAUACUAUUUCUGUUUCCCAUAAAGAAGAAAUAGAAGAAGAUGUCAGUAUUCCAAGUGCUUCAGAAGCAACAACUGCUGUCUCCCCAGUGUCACCUACUAAGUCUCGAUUCGAAAUUCAACAGCAAAAUAUGGCACUGCUAAGAAACCGUACUGAAUGUUAUGCAAACGCGAAAAUCUACAAAUGUGACAACCCGAAAUGCCCCCGACCCACAAGUUUCACAUCGGGCGGGUCGUCCAAGGACGACAACUUCCCGUGCCUGCGGCCCGCCUGCACUGGCCGCUUCCAGCUCGUGCGCCACGUCAGCUUCGUGGACUGCCCCGGCCACGACAUCCUCAUGGCCACCAUGCUUAACGGUGCCGCCGUCAUGGACGCCGCGCUUUUGCUUAUUGCAGGUAACGAAUCAUGUCCCCAACCGCAAACUAGCGAGCAUUUGGCCGCCAUAGAGAUUAUGAAAUUGAAACACAUAAUAAUACUACAGAACAAGAUUGACCUGGUAAAGGAAGGCCAAGCUAAGGAACAACACGAACAAAUCACUAAGUUCGUGCAAGGGACUGUUGCUGAAGGAGCUCCCGUCAUACCCAUAUCUGCUCAGCUCAAAUAUAAUAUCGAGGUGCUGUGCGAGUACAUAACAAAGAAGAUCCCGGUGCCGAUCCGCGACUUCACGUCGCCGCCGCGCAUGAUCGUGAUCCGGUCGUUCGACGUGAACAAGCCCGGCUGCGAGGUGGACGACCUGCGCGGCGGCGUCGCCGGCGGCUCCAUACUGCAGGGUGUGUUGGCGGUGGGCAUGGAGAUCGAGGUGCGGCCCGGGCUGGUGAGCAAGGACGCGGACGGCAAGCUCACGUGCCGGCCCAUCUUCUCGCGCAUCGUGUCGCUGUUCGCCGAGCAGAACGAGCUGCAGUACGCGGUGCCCGGCGGCCUCAUCGGUGUCGGCACGCGCAUCGAACCCACGCUCUGCCGCGCCGACCGCCUCGUCGGACAGGUUUUAGGCGCUGUUGGAGCAUUGCCGGGAAUCUUCGUUAAGCUUGAAGUAUCAUAUUAUCUCCUCAAACGUCUACUCGGUGUGCGCACAGAAGGCGACAAGAAGGCCGCAAAAGUUCAAAAGCUUGCUAGGAAUGAAGCAUUGUUGGUAAACAUCGGGUCUCUCAGCACUGGUGGGCGCGUGAUCGCCACAAAGGCUGAUUUAGCGAAAAUCGCUCUCACAAGCCCCGUCUGUACAGAAAUCGGGGAGAAGGUUGCUCUCAGUAGGAGAGUGGAAAAUCAUUGGAGGUUAAUUGGUUGGGGACAGAUUCAAGGAGGUGAAACUAUUGAGCCUGGAAAGAAU